Meira miltonrushii is the source of this 5957-nucleotide messenger RNA. RefSeq lists its product as uncharacterized. Lineage: Eukaryota; Fungi; Basidiomycota; Exobasidiomycetes; Exobasidiales; Brachybasidiaceae. The record is from RefSeq and is a predicted model, not a curated record. The coding region runs from base 1 to 5835 and encodes 1944 amino acids. The transcript has 5 exons. Gene Ontology annotation, cellular component: TSC1-TSC2 complex; nucleus; cytoplasm. Gene Ontology annotation, biological process: positive regulation of GTPase activity; regulation of small GTPase mediated signal transduction; negative regulation of TOR signaling. Gene Ontology annotation, molecular function: GTPase activator activity.
AUGAUCCAACCAGGACCACCACAAGCUGAAGUCUUCAGAACAUGUCUCCUACUCUUGACCCAGGCGAAAGCUGGUCUACUACCACUCGCUUUCUGUUUGUCAAUCUGUGAAUUGGUAACAGCAAGUGUUCAUCUAUCGGACCUACGUGCAAAUCGAGCAACAAAAGCGGCAAGGGAAACGAGAAGUGGUGCACCCGGCUCGCAAUCAUCAAAAGCAUUGGAUGCUGAUCCUCCUUUGGCAAACAUAGACCGAGCGGCUCUGUAUGCGCUCGUCUGUCAUCUUUCCGACCACACACGCGGCAACUCUCUUCCUAGCAAAGAGAAUCAGUACGAGACUCGAUUGCCUGCACUGCCGAUGCAAUUGAGAGCUUUGGAGGUCUUAUCGUAUGAAGGAAGAGAUGUGGCAAGCUUUCCAGGCUUACUCGAAUUCCUUGGCGAUGGCCUAUUGACGAGUUGGGAGGAGUUGCAAGUCUUAAGAAGGAUAAGCUCAAGAGAGAUUGUUGAAGGAACAGCAAAAGAUAUCACGCCAGAGCAACACGAAGAGCAAACAAUAAUACUGGAACAGCUCACUUUGAGAGAAUGGACUGUGCUUUCAUCACUACACUUGAUUACGUCCAUCAUCAAAUUCUCCUUCUCAAAGCUCGAUCUUGGCAGUGUGGAAGAUGUAUUGACGCACGUUGCUGAUAUGAUGCACAAUUCUACAUCAAUUGCGCAUAAGCAACCUUCAAAAGGUCGAGGCGAGCAACAAGAGCGACGUGAAGUGCGAAAAGCUCGCUCCAAGUCCAAAGAACGUCGCCCGUUGACAGAGGGUUAUGAUUACUAUGGAUUGGAUACUUUGAAUCAAUCGGAUACACCAACUCCCAAUGCCACGCCUCUUGGAGGAAUGACCCCAAAAUUGGGACCAACAGUCAAUACGACAGCAGCGGGAACGAGCGUAGCUCCUAUAGCUCUGGCUACUGUACCUCCCGUUUCGUCGGUAGGUGCUGCUGCUGCCGCUGUGCUUGCAAAAUCUGAUUACAAAAGCGAAGAUACUCGACCGAUAUUACAAGAAACAGAUGUGCGAGCAGUGAUCAAAUUAAUCGAUUCCACCUUGCGAUUCGGCUUCAUGCCUCCUAGAAGUGUGAACGGUGUAACGAGUACCAUCUGUUGUAUUUUGGGACAUCACAUCGUUGCGCCGAACAAAGAGUCAGAUUGGUCAGAAUUGGCGAAUGGCGUGUUGGCCAAUCUAUUACGAAGUCAUUGUGCCAACGCCUCGAUUCGAUGUGCAAGACAGAUGUUAAUGGAGGAUCCGAAAGAGCACGAUCACGAAAUCACACUGUUGUGCGGUGCUGUGGAAUUCUUACGAGGAGCUUUAUUGCUGGUCGCGCAAGCCGAAGAACAAAGAGGUUCGAGUGCCGCACAAACACUCAAUACGAGCUCAAAAUCUGGCUCGUCAUCGAAAGAAGAUGCCCUGGCUCCAUACAUCACUGUUCCACUCCUCAUACCCGCACUUUCUGGAGCACUUCGCAGGCAUGCUGACGUACUAGAUAUACAAGUGUUGAAUCUUGUCUCGGAAAUGCUUCCCCUCAAGGACGGUCGUCAUAUAUUAGGCAGUCGGUUGACGCAAGAUGAUUGGGAUCUAUUACUGGAUUUGCCCGGAAUUGCAAAGCGCCAUCUACACGAUUUCCAUAACAAGCUGGGAAGGCAAGCACCUACAUCGCAAACAGAUCAAAUUGAAGCUUCAACUCCUGCUGUUAUUGAAGCCAUGCUCAACCUUGUUAGCCGGCUAAGGUUAUCCAACCUAAGAGCAGUCGAAGAAGGUAAAGAGAGUGGAAAAGAAUUACCUUGGACACCAAAGUUGGCCUCUUUGUUGCUUUCUCUAGCACCCUUUUUGUCGGACGAAAUUAUUGUCGACCUGGUGGAGUAUUACAAAGCGAGGCACCUGUGUUUGCCUUGUACGACAGAUUGGAUUCCCAACGUACGAUCGCUACUCAAUGCUCUCUUCCAUCGACAUGAGUUGUUGAGAAAUAUAAAGUCUCAAUCGUCCCGCGCAUCAGCAGAGAAGGAUGGAAACUUAGCACGCACAACGCUGGUCAAGUUCCUAUUUGAGCAUGUUUACGAAACUGUGCAAGAUCUUCCACAGCAUCGUUCUGCGUUAUUGCUUGGCGUCAUCUUACCUCUAGCACAAUCAGCCUUGGCAUCUGAAAGUGAUCCAUUCGUUGAGAAGACUAUGAGACAUGCUUUGAUCGACGCAGCUGUGACUGCUAUCAGUACAACUGGUGCCGCUGCUUCACAAUAUGACGAAGAGAAUGCAAGUGCAACAGGCAGCGUAGAGAAUGUUGGCUCGAAUGCGAUUGACGAAGAAUCAAGCGGGGAUGCGAUCUUUAAUGAAAUCAUCGGACUACAUGAGAAGUUGGCUCGAUCUGACACGUCAAAUGAUCAUAACGUCUUUGAAGUUCCCACACCCACUAAUCAAAAGACGGCAGCUGCAAUGGACGCAUCGGUCAGUAUCAAAAAGUCAAAGGCUAUACAAUCUUCUUUGGACUUGAUUGCUAUCUUUCAGCGACUUGCAUUUUCCUCGCCAUGGGUCUUGUUACCAACAUCUUCAAGAAUAAAGAAACAAAGCGAAAAGGCACAAAGGUUGGCAUGGGAAAAGCGUGCUCGAACUGCUUCACUCGCUAUUUUCCGUAUCUUGCUUGAUCUGAUCAAACCUGCCACUUCCGCAAAUAGUGCUACUGGCGCUACGCAAACAGGCACCGUAGCUUCUGUAUCUACACCAUCAACUGCAGUCCGACUGGCAAUCAUGCAAUGGCUCGUUCGCUUACGGACAGACAGGGAACAUCGGAUCUACAUCGUAGGAGAUUUGCAGGAUCUUAUUGCACCUGCUGCCAACACUCUAAGACGCGGUCCGUUGGCUCCCUCAAAUGAAGCGGAAGUAGAAGCUACGCCAUCUACAACAGAAGCAAACGGAUCAGAUAGAACACGUUCGACUACUCGUCGUGACACAAAUGCUACUCGUGAUGGUGGACGUGAUCCUAAUAGAAGUAGGUCUGCUGCCGAACGUUCUGCUUCACGUAUAAGAGAGGUUUCGCGUGAGCGUGAACAAGGAAGGCGGGAACAACCCCCAGGCUACAAUAACGAGAAUGCGAGCGGUGCAUUCCGUUUACGCAGUCCUAGUCGAACUCGCAAUCCGGUAAACGCUGAGCCAUUAUGGCGUCUGCCCGAACAACUCUUGUUUGACGUUCCUCCGAUCGGAUGGCGGAGCGAUGUUGUGUUCACAUAUAUGCACCCUGAAACUGACAGAGACGCUCAUCAUCACCAUCAUCAUCGGUAUGCUUCCAUGGAAGAAGGAGGCGCAGCUCCAAUUCCGAUGCCGAUUUCAGAAUAUUUGGCAACUUGUAUCAAUCUAUUGACCCUGGACAAAGAGUGGGAUCUGAUUUCCUACCUUUUAAGUCAUCUUCCGCAUCAAUUGGCUAACAAGCAUUUGGUCUGUGGCCCAAAGGCACAGAAGCAAGUAUUGGCGUUGCGACAGAUCUUGACAAGUCAAAUCUUGGAUCAAAAGUUCAUCAACCAAGUAUCUUUGCCUGAUGAUGUCAAAAAGUCAGAUGUAUAUGCAGUAGCCUAUGGUACACUGGCAACUCUUAUCAGCUAUCGUGCCCUAUUCAGUAGAUCGCAACAAGAUGAGCUCGUAGAAGCUUUCAUGGCAGGUCUCAACAAAUCUUCCAAUACUGCUCAACCUUGCAUUCGCGCUUUGACCGUCGCUUGUUACGAAUUGCAAAAGAGUAUCAAUCGACAUUUACCCAAAAUGUUGGUCAAGAUGACAACGGUGAUGUCGUCCAGUACAAUGAGUGUUCACAUCCUGGAAAUGAUUGCUGCUAUCGGUAACUUGCCAAGUCUUUAUGCCAAUUUCACAGAAACCGAUUAUAGGCGCAUUUUUGGAAUUGCAUUGCAAUACAUUCAGUAUCACAAUCAACGAAGUGCCGAAGAGGAUGCCCGAUCAAGCGCAACCGCCUUUACUUUAUCGCAAUAUGUGAUCAUGUUGGCGUACUACAAUAUCUCUUUAUGGUUCUUGAUUGUCAAAUUACCUGAUCGUAUCAAAUACGUGGAAAGUAUUCGAAAAGGUUUACUGCUUGCCAAUGAAGGACGGACAAGGGUAGCCGAUCAAACAGAAGUUUGCUUUGAUUUCUUGGCUCGCUACACGCACAGCAAUGCAGAACCAAGACCUCAGCAAUCAUUCCUCAACCACAUCGUCAAAGCGAAAGGGCAAGGUUUACAAAACACUGGAUCCGCUUUAACUUCAGGGCCAAGCGUCGCGAGCAAUUCGAACACGAAACACUUUUUGUAUGGAAAAGGCUUGCUCACCAUCUCUACUUUGGAUAAGAAUGGAUGGGCAGAGAUCUUGGUUCGAAGACCUUCUGGCACGAUGGGCUUGUUGUGCAAACUGGAAAAUGUCCCCAUCUCUCACUUGCCUGACGAAGAUGAAGAAGAAGUCGAUUUACCGGCAGCGAUGAUGAUGAACCGCAAUACAAAGCCAGAGAUAACAUCAUCUGACCACAAUUCCUUGGCUACCUGGGUACGAGAAAAGCUACAUGAGCAUGAAAUGCAAAGCAGUCAACGCCCUCUAGGGCCACCACGUCAUGAUAAAGCUCGAAGACCUAGAUCUAGCUCAUUCACUCUGGAUAAACGCAGUUCGCAAGCAAAACAUGGACUAUUGCAACCAGAGUCUGAGGAAUUAAAAGCAACGAUGAAACGUGUACUGGCAGAUACAACUUCCGACGGUCAAGGUUUGACUCAAGGAACAAAUUCCGCCGUAAAAGCACGACCCGCAAAUACUCGCAACGAACACGCUUUCGAUCCUGGCUUCUUGGCUUUACAGCUAUCUGCUUAUCCAGAUGUAUCGCCUUCCAAUAAGCCUCCGCUUCUCCUACCAAAUGAGGCAUGGGUGCAAAGAAUGGUAAGAGCGGUUGAUUUGACACCCACUGUGGAUUUCCAUCGAAUUGGUGUCCUGUAUGUAGGAGCAGGUCAAAGAGCUGAAAAGGAGAUUCUGGCAAACCGCAAUGGCUCUAAUCGAUACGCUCAAUUCUUACGUGGCUUAGGAGAUCUGAUCACUUUACGUGGUCAAACAGCAGUCUAUACCGGUGGUCUGGAUACCCACAAUGACGAACAUGGCAAAUACGCAUACGUUUGGGGAGAUGACAUUAGUCAGAUCGUAUAUCAUACAACAACCUUGAUGCCAAAUGAUGAAGUGAACGAUCCAAUGUUUGCACGCAAGAAAGCCUUGAUCGGAAACGAUUGGGUUCGUAUCAUUUGGAACGAAUCUGGUCUAGAAUAUGAUCCUCAAACGAUUCGAACGCAAUUCAACUAUGUCAGCAUCGUGAUUUCGCCUAAUUCUCGCGGUGGUGCUGAAUUGGGUAGCGUGAAUGCAGUUGACACAAUCUUCUAUCGGGUCUCAUUGCAAUGCAUUGAAGGUUUGCCAAACUUUGCUCCCGUUGGAGAUGGUCAAUUGGUAUCUGCAGCAGUUUUGCCCAACUUUGUACGAAUUCUGGCUCUUCAUUGUAGUUUGGUCAGUCAAAUCUUUGUCGCUACUGGCGAUAGACAAAGUGGGCAAUCAUUCAAUUACACAUCAAAUUGGGUUUCAAGAUUACAGCACCUCGAACGUGCUCGAACAAAGAUUGAAUCCGAAACGGCAAAAGCUGCAACUUCUGAACCGGCUGCCGAUAAUACGCCGGCCAACGAGACUCGCAAUGAGGACGAAGAUACUCCUCGUGAAUCGGGCGGACAAGAUGAAUAUUUCAAGCCCGCACCCAAAGUGGUGAGCGCCAGUGAUGCAACUGCUUAUAACAUUUUACGAUUUUGAUGACGAUAUUUUUUGGCUCUAACGAUUGUACACCAUGCUCUUUUCAUUCUGCUUCUUGUUUGUAAUUGUACAGUACAAUAUAUGCUACAAUUUUUCUUCCAUCGAAUGAAAUGCAAUCAUUC